GCAGCUUUAAAGUGGUGGGAAAAGACGUGGCCACUGUAUGAAAUAACCUGUCUCAAGAUUUUAAAAAUCCUCACAAAAUAUCUCAAAGGUGUGAGAAGACUUGUUGCAUUUCAGUAUCUGAAUUGUUGAGAUGGAUGAGACGACUCCCCUGACCUAUCUGGAUAUCUACGCUACUAGCCAAGGUCUGGACUUUGAGGAUGACCACUUGUACGUCCUGUACACAUCUGUCUUCCUUCCCAUCUUCUACACUGCUGUGUUCCUGAUCGGUGUUGUGGGGAACCUGAUCCUGAUUGGAGCCUUACAUUUUAAACAGGGAAGCCAAAGACUGAUUGACAUAUUUAUCAUCAACCUGGCUGUCUCUGACUUCAUUUUCCUUGUUACGCUGCCGCUCUGGGUAGAUAAGGAGGCAUCCUUAGGCCUGUGGAGGACUGGCUCAUUCCUGUGCAAGGGAAGCUCAUACAUCAUUUCAGUCAACAUGCACAGUAGUGUCUUCUUCUUGACCUGCAUGAGUGCUGAGCGCUACCUGGCUAUCAUGUGCCCCUCUGCAUCCAGGAAAUUCAGGAGGAAAGAUUGCACUUAUGGUGUCUGUGUCAGUGUCUGGUGUAUCUCCUGCCUUCUGGGCUUGCCCACUCUUUUGUCCAGGGACCUCAUAAUGAUCGAGGACAAACCCUAUUGUGCAGAAGAGCCAGCCACUCUCUCUAAACAUGCUUGGGCCCUCAUGUCCUUAAUUUUCACUUUUUUUGUCCCCUUGCUGAGCAUCUUGACCUGCUACUGUUCUAUUGCAAGGAAAUUGUGUGCAUACUACCAGCAGUCAGGAAAACACAACAAAAAGCUCCAAAAGUCCAUAAAAAUUAUCUUCAUCGUAGUGGCAGCCUUUGUCAGCUCUUGGCUACCUUUUAACAUUUUCAAGGUUUUGUCUAUCAUCUCUGGGCUGCAAGAAGAACCCUUCUUUUCCUCAGUCACCCUUCAAGUGGGCAUGGAGGUCAGUGGUCCUUUGGCAUUUUCUAACAGUUGCAUUAACCCUCUCAUUUAUUAUUUCUUUGAUGGCUAUAUACGGCGAGCUAUUAUCUGCUGUCUUUGUCCUUGUCUGAAGAAUUCCAACCUUGGGAGCAGCACUGAAACCUCAGACAGCCACCUUAGUAAGAUCUUUGCCAACUUCAUUCAUGGAGAGGAUUUUUCUAGAAGGAGAAGGCGUUCUGUGUCUCUGUAAAAGUAAGGGAGUGAAAUAUUUUUAGGAAAAAGUUUUUUUUUUAAUGGGAGGUGGGGAAAGGGCAAUUUGAAUGGUUUUAUCAGGAAAAAGAAGAAAGGAGAAAAGGCCAUGGAUGUGACUGAAUCAAUUGUUAUUUAUUCAAGUGGCCUGUCUUCUCUUAGGAGGACUGUUCUUCUUGGACUCUUGAGCAAUGGAUCCCAGUUGAUAUUGUCCCUUCAGUGUGUUUUGUGAUACACCUUCAGACUUUUUUUCUCUACUAAGAACUAUCUCACCUCUCUGGAUAUUGUGCUUCUAUUGGAAAUACCCUUUGAGAAAAUGAACAUAUUUUGGCCACUGACAAAUAUGGUCACAAUGUCUGGGGUGAGCUUUAUUUAUGGUGCCUGUAUUUGAUUUUUUCUGAGAUCCGAAUCAAAGUUCUCACUUCAAUCCCAUUGGUUUCUAAGUUGUCUUUUGCCCUUAGUCUUUUCUCUAUAUUUGUAGAGUGGCAGGGAGCCCAGGGAGACUGGAAUUAGGUUAAACUGAAAGGGGAGGGGUGGUGGUAAAGAUGAAUAAUGCAAAAACAUUUUUUUAACCUUCAUAACUGCUGACAGCCUGUCCCUAUCCUAAGGACUGUUUUAAACUUGCUAUACUUUUUUGGUCUGCUGGAGUCUUUAUAGAUUUAUGGUAUUUGGGUCAAGAAAGCAAACACAGGUCAAGUUCUGUCCUUAGAAAGAGAUCUGGCUACUGAUCAGAGAGACUGAUAGAAGGGUAUUUUCAUGAUGAUACUUUAAGUAAAUGCUUUUUAAUGGUGUUUUGUUAUGUGCGUCAUGCUCUCUCAUUAGCAAUAGUUCCAUAAAUGAAUGUUUUAACUUUCUGCAAUUAUAUGGCUUUAAUAACAUAGGUGACUAAUGUAAAACAUGGCUAAUAAUAUAAUGGGUGGCAUUUGGAUUUCUGGAUUCAAACUAAUGGAAUGAAUGACUUGUUUUUAAAAUCCCAAGAUCACAGUUUUCUAUGGCACUAUUCACCAUGUGUAGAUAGCGUUCUAAGAUAUAAAUAUUUGUGUAAGAUGUUCUAUGCUAUCCUACAGAGAAAAAAAAUGGCUUUUUAAAAUGUUAGUGAUCUUUAAUAUAUAGGGUAGGGUCUUUGUCUUUUGUAAGAUAUUUGUCUUCCUGAUUAGAGAUAUUAACAGAUGUUUGUUUUCAUAAUGAUGUUUCAAGUUAUUGAUUUUUAAUUGGA
This is a messenger RNA of Phascolarctos cinereus (koala), 2425 nucleotides long. It is a transcript of the gene GPR15, whose product is annotated as G protein-coupled receptor 15. Gene Ontology annotation, cellular component: membrane; external side of plasma membrane. Gene Ontology annotation, biological process: G protein-coupled receptor signaling pathway; cell chemotaxis; immune response. NCBI's taxonomy places the organism in Eukaryota, Metazoa, Chordata, Mammalia, Diprotodontia, Phascolarctidae. The record is from RefSeq and is a predicted model, not a curated record. Gene Ontology annotation, molecular function: C-C chemokine receptor activity; C-C chemokine binding.